GAAUAUUUUUUGGUAGGAGUAUAAUCACAUUUGAAGAGAGAUAAAUCAUCAGCUUGAUGGUGGAAGCAUCAACCCUUGUUCCCAAAAAGCUUGGCCCUUCUAGUGCUCUUCGCAUCUGCUCUUUAAGUGAUCCACGUCUCACCGAGCGUAUUCGUGUUACGAAUGAAUAUUGCUUGCCUGCUAAGUACUCCGAUAAGUUUUACGAUACCUACGUCCGAGGUGGUCUGGGAUCUUACAAUCAAGUAGCUUUUUAUCAUGACAUUCUUGUUGGUGACAUGACCUGUCGCCUUGAACUCACCGAUACAGAAAAUGAAUACCGCCUGUACAUUAUGACUAUCGCAGUACUGAAACCAUAUCGAAAUAUGGGUAUUGGGUCGCGAUUGCUAGAAGCAGUUCUCGAUAAUGCCCGAAGGGAGACUCAAUAUCGCAUUGUAGAGGUGACUCUUCACAUGCAGGUGGGAUCAUCAGCCCGGUCGUUUUACGAGAAGUUUGGGUUUGAGGUUGUCAAGGAGGUUAAGGAUUAUUACAUAGAUUUGGAUGAGCGUGAUGCUCUUUUGAUGCGCUUGAUUGUACCACAACCACACUUUGAGGGUAAGAAAAUACAAAAAUCGUAGCCGCCAAGCAUGUAUUUUUGGGAUAAUAAGCGGUAUUAAGUAUAAUAUAUAUGUAUAAUUUUUCCUUACUGUUGUUGCUGCGAGGGAUCAUAUCUGUGCAAAAGGAAAUUAUCCAUCAAUUUCAUCUAGAUGGAAUUUUUAAAAUAUAUCUCAUACUAAAUGAACCACCGUCUUGGGUAUCCCCGUAGGUGUUUUGGAGUCUUU
Messenger RNA from Phytomonas sp. EM1, 818 nucleotides. The record is from the annotation of a GenBank genome assembly. NCBI's taxonomy places the organism in Eukaryota, Euglenozoa, Kinetoplastea, Trypanosomatida, Trypanosomatidae.